GCCAAGGGGGGGCGGGAGGCAGGAGGAGGCAGAGGGAGGCGGAGGAGGAGCCCCCCAGGAGCAAGCAGCCAGCGGACUGCCCGCGGCCUUCUGACCAAUAUUGGAGCAGAGCCCCGAGGCUCCGGCCCCCUAGGUCCCCCCGAGCCCACAGGGCCUGGAGGGGGACGACCAGUUCCCUACACCCUGCAUCUCACAGACCUCUGCGGACAGCCCCGACGGCAGAGAGGUGAGGAUGGGGAGCCCUGAAGACGACCUCAUUGGGAUUCCCUUCCCAGAUCACAGCAGUGAGCUCCUCAGCUGCCUGAAUGAGCAGCGCCAGCUGGGCCAGCUGUGCGAUCUCACCAUCCGAACCCAAGGCCUGGAGUACCGAACCCACCGGGCGGUGCUGGCUGCCUGCAGCCACUAUUUUAAGAAACUCUUCACUGAGGGAGGUGGGGGCACGGGGGCCAAUGGCGGAAUGGCUGCCUCCUCGGGGGCUGGCGUCUGCGAGCUGGACUUUGUGGGCCCAGAAGCACUGGGGGCCUUGCUCGAGUUCGCCUACACGGCCACCCUCACCACCAGCAGCGCCAACAUGCCCGCUGUCCUGCAGGCGGCGAGACUGCUGGAGAUCCCCUGUGUCAUCGCUGCCUGUGUGGAAAUCCUGCAGGGGAGUGGGCUGGAAGCCCCUGGUCCCGAUGAAGAUGACUGUGAGAGAGCCCGCCAGUACCUGGAGGCCUUUGCAACUGUGGGCACUCGGGUGCCCAAUGGGGAUGACAGCCCCCUACCAGCCCCCCUUCCACCACCACCACCCCCGACGCGGCCUGUUCCUCGACGAAGCCGAAAGCCCCGAAAAGCCUUUUUGCAGACAAAGAGGCCUCAAACCAACCAUCUGGCGACUGAUGUGGCUGCCAUCCCCCCCCAUCCCUUUACCUACCCAGAUGAGGAAGAGGCACCAAGUGGCAUGGGGCUAGGCGAUGGCUACAGCCCCCCUGGUGGGGCCAGGUCACCCCCCGAGGGGCACCCGGGCUAUGAAGGAUAUGAGGGGGAGGAAGAGGAGGAAGAUCUGGUAUACCCUCCAACCUAUGGUCUGGCUCAGAGUGGAGCACCCCCCCUGUCCCCCGAAGAGUUGGGCUCAGACGAAGAUGCCAUUGACCCCGACCUGAUGGCCUAUCUGAGUUCCCUGAACCACGAAGCCCUCACACCGGGGAUAGAUGGCCAGGACAAACUGGUACGCAAGCGUCGUUCCCAGAUGCCCCAAGAAUGUCCAGUUUGCCACAAGAUCAUUCAUGGGGCGGGCAAGCUACCCCGACACAUGCGGACCCACACUGGUGAGAAGCCUUUUGCCUGCGAAGUCUGUGGCGUCAGAUUCACCAGGAAUGACAAGCUGAAGAUCCACAUGAGGAAGCACACUGGUGAACGGCCAUACUCGUGCCCACACUGCCCGGCACGCUUCCUCCACAGCUAUGACCUCAAGAACCACAUGCACCUGCACACAGGCGACCGGCCCUUCGAAUGCCACCUGUGCCACAAGGCCUUCGCCAAGGAGGACCACCUGCAGCGCCACUUGAAGGGCCAAAACUGCUUGGAGGUCCGGACCCGCCGACGAAGAAAAGAUGAUGCACCUCCCCACUAUCCCCCGCCCCAGGCGCCCACCCCAGCUGGCCCUGGCCUUGACCUUUCCAACGGGCACCUGGAUGACUUCCGCCUCUCUCUGGCGCGAUUCUGGGAGCAGCCGGCCAGGGCUGUGCCGCCUCCUCCUCCUCCCCCAGGGCCUCCUGAAGAAGAUGAGGAGGAGGGGGCCCCAACCACACCCCAGGCCGAGGGUGCCAUGGAAUCCUCUUAAAUGGGAAAAGGAGCUGGACUAGGGAGC
This is a messenger RNA of Sarcophilus harrisii (Tasmanian devil), 1849 nucleotides long. RefSeq names its product zinc finger and BTB domain containing 7B (gene ZBTB7B). Gene Ontology annotation, molecular function: RNA polymerase II cis-regulatory region sequence-specific DNA binding; DNA-binding transcription factor activity, RNA polymerase II-specific; protein binding. The transcript has 5 exons. Lineage: Eukaryota; Metazoa; Chordata; Mammalia; Dasyuromorphia; Dasyuridae. The record is from RefSeq and is a predicted model, not a curated record. Gene Ontology annotation, biological process: regulation of transcription by RNA polymerase II; positive regulation of gene expression. The coding region runs from base 233 to 1822 and encodes 529 amino acids.